This is a messenger RNA of Drosophila santomea, 887 nucleotides long. RefSeq lists its product as uncharacterized. Gene Ontology annotation, cellular component: nucleus. Lineage: Eukaryota; Metazoa; Arthropoda; Insecta; Diptera; Drosophilidae. The record is from RefSeq and is a predicted model, not a curated record. Gene Ontology annotation, molecular function: zinc ion binding.
UUACGAUUAUUAUCGGUCGCAACCAUACAUUUCCCGGCACGGGUAUACAAACUGUUCCCCACUUUCCCAAUGCGAUAUCUGUCCUAAAAUGGAGUCUUCUGCAUGCCGUGUUUGUUUGGAGGACAAGGAGAACAUGCUAAACGUCUUCCAAGCGACACCGGCAACCGGGAUUUUAGCGCGCAUGAUUUCCCAUUGGAGCGGCUACCCAGUCAUGCCGCAGGAUCCCUUUCCCAAGACCAUUGGCUUAUCCUGUGUGCAGGAUGCGCACAGUGCCUACCAGAUGGACCACGCGCACUGGCAAGAGCACUCGGUGAAGGAGGAUGUAACGGAGGAGGUAGCGGAGGAGGAGAAGGAGCGAAUCAGUUCGAUAUCCAAGUGAAGGAGGAAACAAUCGAUGACAGUCACUGCGUGCUGGAGCCAAUCGAUGAUCUUUGGAAUUCCGGGGGGGAUUCACACGGCAGGUAACCAGGCUCCAUCGCACGUGAGGAACGAGCCACUGGUGGAGAACGAUGAGAAUGCCUGGCCCAACUCAAACUCCAACUGGAAUGGCAAUGUCAGCAAGAGUAGCGCGCAGCAGAAACCCAAUAAGAAUAAGAAAAAGAAUAAUAAUAAUAAGAAGAAUAAGGCUCCCAUGUGGCUUCAUACCGAUGAACGACCUUACAAGCGUUCCCAGUACUCCAAGUCCUACUCACACUGCCGCAGUCUUAGGCGCCAUGAGAAAGUACACAGGACGGAACCUGCAGUUGGGUUCAGGAAGCGGAAAUGAGCCAAAGGGAUAGGCUAAAAGACUUAUGCAACGUAUUACCAAAGUUUAGAGAUCUCCGGAAUGCGGACACCUACAAAGUUACCUUAUAAUGAUUAUAUAGUGUUUAUAUAUGGAUUUUUUU